Molecule: messenger RNA, 1759 nt
Organism: Onthophagus taurus
Lineage: Eukaryota; Metazoa; Arthropoda; Insecta; Coleoptera; Scarabaeidae
Source: RefSeq, a predicted model, not a curated record
GAUUAUAAAAAAUGCUAAAUCAUUUCCUCCAUGGAAAAAACAAAAAAAAUCUAUGUGGUGAACGUCAAUUUUGAUUGUGUCAAAAUUUUUCGCUUGGGUUUUAUCGUUUUUAUUUUACCUACUAAAUGGUCCUGCAAAAUUCCGAAAUUUACAUUAACAUUACGAAAGCGAGAAGAUGAGCGUGUGCGAUUACAGGAGAAGCUCCGAGACUAUGCUUCACAAAGUGGACUCUUGCAAGUCAGGAGUUGACAUCGUCGAUGACCAGGUUACGAUCCAACUUUGUAAGAGUGCUUCCGGCCCUAUUCAACAACCCGGCGAAUUUUCUGUUGAUAGAACCUUAUCGAAUUCUUCGCCAAGAACCAAAAAUUUAUAUCGAUUCACCUUAAACGAAAAUCUCCUCACCAUGAAGGUAACCGAUGAUAAUCCAGAAACUCAAGAACCCAUCAAUUCUUCACCGCCCAACAAUGAUGAAAUAAAAGAAGAAAUUAAUGAGGAGGAGGAGAAAGCUUCAGAAGAAAAUAACGCUAAAAAUGGUCAAGAUAUCUCAAAAGAAUUAAAACAAUUAUCCAGUCAAUUAUCACUUUCUUUGCAACACACCGAGAUAAAAAAGGAAAAGCAAAGCGAAAAGGAAAACGAAAAGGAGAACGAAAAAGAAAAUGAAAAAGAAAAACUUUUUCCAUCCUCGGAUCAUUUCAAUUUAAGAUCGAGAUACCCACACAGCUUCAACGACAUUCCAAAUCAAAGUUCGUUUCAAUAUCGUUUCCAAAAACAAUUUGAUGUACACAAUAUCAGAUCAAACGAUAUCCACCCAUCGGGAAAUCGAAGCCACGGCGAUUUAAACUUAAAGGCUCUUCUUCAAAGAGAAGAUAGCUACUUAAAAUCGUUGCGAUUAAACGGCGAUUUACGCCAAAAAUACACCUACAUGAAUCGCCCUUACGGAAUUUGGAACCACCAAUACCAAAUGAAUCCGAAACGAGAACACUUCCAAUCGUUAAUGAAAUUAAUGAAAAUGUUUAACCCCAAGAAUGAUAAUACCACGACCAAGUUAAAUAAAUCGACUGAAAUGUUUGAUUCGACGAAUCAAAACGGUGAUAGUAAAAGCGAAUUAAAAAGUAUAAUAAACGAUAAAGUUGAGUUAAACGAAAAUGAAUCUCGAAUGAGUAAUGAGUCGAUUGAUCCGAUGGAUAUUCAUCGAUUAAAAACGGCUUGCACCUCGAUGUGUAACCAAUUAAACGAGAUCCACACCACUAUCAGUUACGUUCAUGGUGAUCUUAAAAAUUUAAUUGCGACGAUAUCCCCGACACCUAGUAUGUGUUUAAUGGAAGAAAUCGCGGAAUUAAGAGAAGCCUACGAGGUAACCGCCAACAACGAUAGGAAGCGCGAUAUGCAAAUGAGACAAAUCGAGGUGCAACUUCACGAUAUUUGUAAUAAAUUGGAGAAGGUUGAUUUUCCGAAAAAAAAGAAAUUUUUGUAUACGUACCUUUUAGUCCCGGUGCUUGGUUGUGUUGCGUUAUGCACUAUUGCUUUAUUGGGCGAUGGGAAGCGAGAAAUUCCGAUUGAUGUCGUUGCUUCGACUGUGAUGGAUAAAGUUGUUAACUGAUUGAGUUUUUUUUUGUUUGUGUGGAAUUCAUUUUUGUUAAUAUUAAAUCGGUGUGUACGGUUGGAGGUUUGCUCUAAAAUGCUUCAAAAAUGAAUCAUCUAUAAAUUGUACGGGAAACAUGGAAUUAUUCCUUUGAAAUAAAAAUAAUUUGUAAAUUUU